AUUAAUAAUCAAAUUUCUCGGCAAAUCUUAACUAUGCGAGCAGUUUGUAGAAAUUAAAGAUGUAACACAAUAUGUGCUAAAAUCUGAACUAUCAGCCAAAACUCGUAUAAAGACCAUUCUUGCCCAUCUGUCAAACCUGCUGGCAAUUCGCUGAAACUUGUGAACAAUGUUUUUUAAAGUUUCUAUAGAAUUUGUACAAAAGCUAUGAUAAUCUGUCAAGAUUUCGGUAGGGCUUAUGGCAAGGCAGGUCUUCAUUCGUCCAUUAAUUUUUUUUUGAUCCGUUAUGACUUGCGGCCAAGUUCUAACCUGCGAGCACCAAGUGUUGACCCGCAAGCUAUUUUUACAUUACUUAUUUAAAUGAUAUUUAAAAUAGUGGUACUUUAACUAUAUUACAAGAGCCAGUUAGCUUUCGACAUGUGCGUUUCUUGGUAUUUGAAUCAAAUUUAAGGGUAUUUAAGAGUUUUAGCUAUUAGUAACUUAUGACACUUCACCAACAUGUCUUUAAUUGUGUGUAUUAUAACUAAACACUCACCAGGUGUCUUUUAUUAGUGUUUUAUCACUAAACAUUCACCACAUAUCUUUCCCUUUCUAUGUGCUGCUAAAACUUUUUCAUUUGUUGGCUUAAUUCCAGUGGUCUUCUCUGGUGAGUGAUGAAGAUAAGUGAAUGGUAAGUCUGCUCGUGGGAGAAUGUGGGCCAACGAUAGAAGACGUCUCUUUUCCUUCUCUGUUCUCUCGGUCUUCCAACUCUAUUUUCUAAAUUGUUCUUAUUUCGAAUUCAGGGCAAUCCGUUUAUUUGAUUCUGAUGAUACAAGUUCUUCUAUAUUUUGAUAUCUGCAUAAUCUUUAGUUCACCCAUGAUUAAAAAGUGAGGUUGCAAAUAAUAUACAAUUCUUAAGUAUAUGCAUCCAAUAAAUUCCAUUAGGGAAGAGAAUGAAAUUAUUUCAGAAGCCAACUUGCUUUUUCAGUCUUUCUUUGGUUAAAAUCCUAAUUAAUUUUGUCCUUGGUUAUUUUUUAUGCUGAAUUAAAACUUGUGAAAUCAUUUCAUAGUUUGUGUGUAGUAUCAAUAAUUAGCAGCGGAUCGUCGUUGCUCCACAGCAGAGACAAUAGGGAUUGCCGAAAACAAGUAUAAUUACUUGGGUAAGCAAAUGUGUUUGUUAGUAAUAUUAUGCAAGGAUUGCCGAAAACAAGUUUAAUUACUUGGUGAUGCCGGUGAAGAGGAAAGCUACGGCGGCCCAAAAGGGCAAGACAGUGGCUGGAAGAAGAGUUGAACAGGGGCCACCGGCGGAAGUAGAAGAAGGCGAAUCUCAAAACGAGGCUCCUCCCCAGAUUUCUCCUGCUUCCCCUGUAUCAGCAAAGCAGGAGAGAGCUCCAGCUCUAGCCCAACACCUCCAGUUCCACCGCCAGCAGCUUCGGGCCAGCAGAUAACAGAGGCUAUUCAGUUGCUGACCCAGUUAGUUGCCGCACAAGCUCAGCGGCAAGAUGCAGACCAGGGAGACAGGGCAGUGAGUGCAAGAGCCCGUGAUUUUAUCACCCUGAAACCUCCGGAGUUUUAUGGAUCGAAACCAGAGGAAGACCGGCAAAGUUUUAUAGACGAGAUGCUGAGGACACUGAGGAUAAUACAUGCAUUAGAUACAGAGUCAGUAGAGUUGGCUUCAUAUAGAUUGCGGGAUGUAGCGGUCCAGUGGUAUAAUAAUUGGAUAUCUUCAAGGGGAGCAAAUGCACCUCCCCCGGUUUGGCAAGAGUUCACAGAAGCAUUCCUGCGACAUUAUUUACCACCGGAGAUUCGACGGGCUCGAGCUGAUAUGUUUUUGAAUCUCAAACAGGGAAAUAUGAGCGUCCGUGAAUAUAGUCUCCGUUUUAAUUCUUUAGCCAGGUAUGCUCCAGCCAUGGUGGCUGAUAUGGGAGAUCAUGUACAUCGGUUCGUGAGUGGGUUGGGGCCACAUUUAAUUAAGGACUUCUUGAUGGCUUCACUCCAGGAUGGAAUGACUAUUGCUCGUAUUCAGGCCCACGCCCAAAACCUGGAGGAACAACACCAGCUACAGAGAGGUGAGCGUUAUUCGGAUAGGGGUUCCAGGAAAAGGGCCAGACCUUUCGAGACUAGAAAUGAGUAUAGAGAGGGACAAGCACAGCAGCAAUCCAGGCAUUCAGGCCAACCAGCGGCUAGCGCAGCUCCUCGAUUUGCGAGUGGGAGAUUUGAUCGCCCUACCUAUUCAGGACCAGAUCAGAGUGCCAGAGCUUCAGGGUCCCAGUAUAGAGCUGAUUUUAACAAGACGGGGCAACCCCCACUACGAUGUGCUCGGUGUGGCAGGCCACACUCUGGACAGUGUUACCUAGAUACAGGUGCAUGUUUUGCCUGUGGUCGGACUGACCAUUUGAUGCGUGAUUACCCACUAAGGAAUGAGGGAGACAGAGCUCAGCCCGCCGGCUUGGAAAUUGGUUCGUCAUCGACCGUGCGCCCUCCUGGACAGACCUCCCAGGCUCCAGCAAGCCGUGGCCGAGGCAGAGGAGGGGCACCCAGUUCAGCCGGUCCUCCACACCGUAUAUAUGCAUUGGCAGGACGGCAGGAUCCUGAACCUUCCCCAGACGCGGCUACAGGUACAGACGCACCAGGUGAUACGCCGCCCGCGUAGGUUUCCGACUCUGCUUUUUGAAGAGCUCCUUUGACCCGGAGCAUAUCUUUUGGUAUAUAUUUUCUGUCUUCUGUGUACUCCGUAUGUGUGUAUAUUCUGGGUACGGCGGGGCCCUGUCCCGCCAUAUGAUUUUGUAUGUCUGUAGAGGCCUGUAGAUAGAUGUGUGGGUUACGGGUUUCGUCUGUAUGUUAGCCUUAUCGGCUUACUUGUAAAUGUCUGUAUGUUCAGGUAUAUAUGUAUAUAUACGUAUGGUUGCGCGCGUGCCGUAUUUGUA
Messenger RNA from Lycium barbarum (goji berry), 2903 nucleotides. RefSeq lists its product as uncharacterized. NCBI's taxonomy places the organism in Eukaryota, Viridiplantae, Streptophyta, Magnoliopsida, Solanales, Solanaceae. The transcript has 4 exons. The record is from RefSeq and is a predicted model, not a curated record. The coding region runs from base 1595 to 2629 and encodes 344 amino acids.